Molecule: messenger RNA, 5819 nt
Organism: Lytechinus variegatus (green sea urchin)
Lineage: Eukaryota; Metazoa; Echinodermata; Echinoidea; Temnopleuroida; Toxopneustidae
Product: Krueppel-like factor 12
Exons: 7
Coding region: 263-1318 (351 amino acids)
Biological process (GO): regulation of transcription by RNA polymerase II
Molecular function (GO): RNA polymerase II cis-regulatory region sequence-specific DNA binding; DNA-binding transcription factor activity, RNA polymerase II-specific
Source: RefSeq, a predicted model, not a curated record
UCACCCACAACUCAAAGCACCUGCUACCGACCCCUAUUCUUUAUUCCUUGUGUCUCUGCUGGAAAAAAGAAGAUAGGCCCAGAAAGGAACGUGAGGCAGGAAGUUGCGAGCUGUUCGAGAUUCCUGCUGAAAAUGUGUGAAUAUUUGUUUGGCGAGAGCUAUAAUUGGCCUCUUAAUCAUAACACUGCCGCCGCCGUUUGUGGAAUCUUAUCCUGUUUUCUGUGCACAUGUUCCGCUGAGCCGCGGAGUUCCCUGACACCUCAUGGAUUUAUACUGGAAAUCAAUGUUCUAUCAUGACUACCUUAUGUACAUGCACCUACUGCAUAGUAACAAACACAUCAAUAGUGGUAUACAUCCAUGUCAACAACAGAAAACAGCAACAUUGGGACCCUUAACAGUAACACAUACUACAUCAUCGGGCACCAUGCAUGACGGGGUAAUAGUAUACCGGUCCAACCCCCCUGGAUGUAGUAGUAUAGAAGACAGUAAAACAACGUACAGUUCACCUUCUCCGCCCACCGUAAUUGAAGACCCGGAACCAUACCAAACAGAACCAGUCGACCUCUCUAUACCAAGGAAAAGAACCAACUCACAGUCAGAAAGCAAUAAAACCACAAUCUAUCCAGUCAAGACUUUCAAGGCAUAUCACAAAGUAGACAGUAAUGGUGCUUUAGACUUGAAGAAACACUCAGCAGCGACACUCAAUAUCCCAUCGCCAGUUCUAAGACACAAUGACCGAAUGCAUGACAGGGAUGGUGUCUUAAUAGCAGAUGACAACGAUGAGGAGGAUGACCAGGAGGACGAGGAUGAUGACCAACCCAACGUCACCCUCGAGAGUAUCACGAGAACAGGCGCUGGCGCCCUUAUUAAAAUUACUAGAGCAGCUGAUAACCUCAUCUCAGACAACCUAGCAAGGACGUGGCAUCCACCUCACUCCAUGAACCAAUCCAUCAACCAACCCUCAGGGAACAGAAGACCAAGGAUGGUGGUACCUACUGCAGGCGAUCCUAACCUACCCCUUAGUCUACAGACUGUUGUCAUGGAUCAUGGGAAGAGGAGACGGGUCCACCAGUGUGACUUCGCUGGGUGUAACAAGGUCUAUACCAAGAGCUCGCAUCUCAAGGCACAUAGAAGGACACACACGGGUGAAAAGCCAUAUAAAUGCCAAUGGGAUGGGUGUGGUUGGAGCUUUGCCCGUUCUGAUGAACUAACCAGACACUAUCGUAAGCACACGGGUGAUAAGCCUUUUAAAUGUCCUCACUGCGAGAGGGCUUUCUCAAGAUCUGAUCAUCUUUCACUCCACAUGAAGAGACACUGACUUACUAUUAACCAAACCGGCCAUGUGGAUGUGCGUCUUUUGAUUUGAUGUUGUCAUACUGCAAUGGUAGAGGGCAGCAGACUUGAUGUGGUUCUAAACCAGGGAGAGCUUGGGUCAUGCAGAAGGAAACAUGGUGACUAUCUAACCAAGAUGUUUCUUAGAUUGCUUGAUGGAUCAAUGUUUCCAAAGCCAUUGAGCUACCUGAAGUCUGAAAUAGAAGUGUGUUCUGAUAGAAAUGUUUCGUAUCUUUGUGUGAGGUAGCGAGAUCUUCAGGAUGGCAGGAAGACUACUCAAAAUCAGUCUUUGCAAAGCUGAUGCUUCCUUGAAAAUUGGCAGAAUCCUUCCUUGGAUGAUUGAAAGACUAUCUCAUUCAUUUCAUCCUCUGUGAUUGGAUCAUUGCUUUUCUUUUAAGCCAUCUGGUAUUUUUAUUAGCUGAUUCCAUCCGAAGGUGUGUGAUGAACCCAUGUGGUCCAUUGUCGUGAUAAGAACUUCAUGCAUCAAGUUCUCUGGAACCAUGGCAUCUCUUUGUACUCUUUAGAGCGGUAAAGAAGGUGGUUCUAAACUGAAUUUCAAUUGUAGAGGCAGGAAAUGCCUGUAGAAGAUCUCAGGUAUUAAACAGUGUCAUUCUUGACUCCCGUUUAUGUAUAAUAUAUGCUUACGUUCGCAUCUGUAUAUGAUAAAAAAGGAUAUCUUUAUCAUAUGAUUUGGGUAUACCAUCACCAUAUUAUCAUGUUAUAAAGCAAGUAAGUAUAUACCAAGUAAUGCACAAGACCAAAGGUACAUGUAUGCAAAGUUCAGAAUGUACUUUCACCCAAAGUUAGAUUUACGCUGUAUUUACUGUAGUAAGUUGUUUCAUUUGUAUGUUGUAGUAAAACAUUUUGAAAUUCUAGAUUAUUUCUGUGCAUUCAUAGAUGAACUAUUAAUCUGUUGAAAUACUCCUAUUUUGUCUUCUAUGAUGACAAUUAUAGCAAAUGAUAUUUCCACAAUUCGGUUUCAAAGCAUUUAUUGUCAUGGUAUGCUUUUCUGCUAUUUAUUCCUUGUAAAUUGUCUUCUAGAUGAAUUAAAAUGAGAUUUAUAUUCCUUCUUAUUUCUUCCACUUCUUUCUCUUCAGAUUUAUGAAUUAUAAUUUUUUAAUUAUUUGAACAUGAAAUAAAUGAAUUGAAUGCUGGUCUGAUCUCUGAUGUUUAUAAGGUGUUUAACAAACAGAACUACUUGCAUUAGAUGAUAGCAAAGUUUGAUUAAAUAACCUGCUCCUCAAAGAAAGGGAGUCCAUGAUUUUUACGUACAUAAUAGUGUAUCUAACUGACAGGAAGAAGUUUCAGUCCAUUUUACCAGUCUUCAUGACUUGAAGGAUAUCGAAUUAACUGAUUUAAUUAGUCUGAUAUAGGCAAAUUGUAUAACAACAUUUUUGUCUAUCUUGAUUUUAAGUGGUUUAAGGAAAAGGUGAUGUUUCAAUUUUGCAAUUGUGCAUUCACAUUUAUUUAAAAAAAAUCCAUGUUUUAGGUUGUAGAUUGUAAUGAAAUAUCUCAGUGAUAAAGACAAGAAUGUUUCUUCAAAUUAGAGAGUAGAGUUUGAAUUAGAUGGAAACUUUCUUUGAAGAGUCAAGAUGAUGAUGUCAUCAUUUUAUCCUGGAAUGUUUUUUUUCUGAAUAGUUUUUGUCUCUAUGAAAAGAGAAGAAGAAGAAUAUCAGGAAAGAAAUUGUCUUUACUCAAUGUCACCAGUUAUAUGUGUAUUUUUGGGAUAUAUUUUUAUGUGUUUCAGUAUCUAUCUAUACUAGGUUGAAGGUGUCCAUGUGUGAAAUUAUAUGGUAAUGAAAUUAUAGUAUGUUACUUAUAGUUAUUAUAAUGUGGUUUAAUUUUUUCCUUUUUUAAGUGGUGCUGGAAUUCACCCAAGUCUAACAGCCGACUUACUCAAUCACCUACCCUCAAACACUAUAUUACAUUUUGCCAUUUUAUUGGUUAUCAUUCAUAAUCAGAAUUAUAUAUUAUUAUAUGCCAUUUAUUGCUGCAAAAUUGUGUAACAUUGUCUCAGUGCGUGAGUGUGUGAAUGUCUUUAUGUUUAUCUCUUUAUUUUGACUUAUUUUUAUAAGUGUGUUUUAGAAUUAUGUAUGUUAUUUGGUACAAGGCUAUGAUCAUUGUUUUAAUAAAACCAGAUAUGCUGUGCAUAAUUGAAUUAAAGAAUAAUGGUUUUUAAAUUCGAAAAUUUCAGGAACUUUUGAAAUUGAUUAUCAUAUAUUCUCAUUUUGCUUGUAUGGAUAAAAUAACUCAAUGAAAUAGAGAAAGUGUUUUAAAUAUAAUUUUACACAUUUAAAGGAAAGUAUUCCGACAGGCCUCAAAUAGCUAAGUUCACUACAUUUAUUCAACCAAUGAUGUUCUUUCAUGUUUUUUCUAUUGUGCAAGAUCACUUCAAACUUGUCCUUCUCUAAAGGAAAAUUUUGAGAACACACAGGCUUUGAUAGUAAUUAGUUUAAAACACUCUUUGUUUACUGAGAUUAUAUAAGAAAGUGUUCUGUGUCUUGUUCUUUAUUUAUUUUCCAGAGAUAUAUCUUUUAUCUAUUUUUCCAUCACUUGAUAUUGAUAAUAGAGAGUGGUGAAAGAUUGUUUGAAAGUGUAGAGAGUUCUACUUACGAUUUUCGUGUAAAGUGUAAUGAGAAAUAAAGUUGAAAAGACCAUGACACAUGACAAGACAUCUAUAUACAAAGCUCCUUCUAAUGAAAGCUAAGCAAGGCAAACCAUGUGACCUACAGUAUUGUAUGAAGGUCUCAUAUAAUCAGCUUUUACUACUCAAAUUGGCAAUAUCAACAAUAAAACAAACAUAGAAUUAUUUUCCUCUCAUUUUUUGCUUUACAAAAGGACAUGCUGUACAAGUUCAAAUGAAUAAUGAUUAAACGAAAUGAUUAAAACCUCUCAAAUUAGAAAGCAUACCCUUAAAGUUGUAUCUCUAGAGGAUUUAUUUAGAAAGCAAUUAUUAUGUGAAUAGAGUAGAUAUUAACAUAGUCUUCAGAAUAAUGCCCUUGAUUAAUGUGAGACCAUUUUUGUCUCUGUUGAUUUAGUUGGGUUCAUCCUAUAGUUUCACUCUAAUGCAAAUCUUACUAUUUAUCCGUCCAAAGUGUGUAAAAAGCUUGUUCAAUAGAUCACCAAGGCCCUGUUUCAUAAAAGAUAAAUUACAAGUUUACUAUUAACCAAUCAAGUGACAUGAUUUCAGUAGCUUAUAAGAGUAACAUAUUUUAUGAAAUAGGGCCCAGAUAUUUGUAUGGUAGUGUUUCUAAUAGAGGAAGGGAGUAUCUGUUUCUGGUUUUGGAUCAUUUGUAGAUGCACUUUGUUGAAAAUAUUGUGAAGAGAGUUUGUUUGAAAACUUAAAAAAAAGAAAAAAAUCAAAAUGUUUUAUUAGAUGCAAAAUCAUGCAAUGACUCAUUGAUAAUUAUUUGCAUUGUACUGAGAGAUUCUAGAAAGUGUGAUACUCUAAAUUGAAUCAUUCUGAAUCCAAAAUAGCUAAAAAGAAUAUAAUUAUGUAUUUUCUAAGGGUAUUCUCAAAUGAAGGAUAUUAAAACUCGUGAAUUAUGUUACUUGCCAAUCUUGUUUCUUUUUAAUCUCAAUUACUUUUAGUCACUUGUUUCUUCCUCUGUUUUUCUAUUGCUUUUCCCUUUUCCAUCUCUCUGUCUUCUAUUUUCAUAUUUGAUCUGUCUGUCUCUUCACUCUCUCCCUCUCUUUCAUUUUAAUAUCAAUGCAUUUUGGAAAUCUUUAUCUUGCUGUCUUCUCUUCCCCAUACCCCCCUCUCUCUCUGUGCCAUGACUCCCACUCUCUCUUAUUACAUUUGUUAUUGCUUUUCAAAUCUAAAAAAUUGUAUGUUUCAACACGAAAUAACAUUUCUCCGAUUUCUACUUACAAUUUGUUUCUCAGUGAAAAAUUAUUUGAUAUAGUGAGUUAAAGUUAUAGAUAUUUCAAAUUCUGAUAAGUUACUGAUAAUUUGAAAUAUAUAAUUUGCAAAGUUUGAUUGCAGGGUUGCAAUCUAGCUUUGUUUUAUGUUGGAAGUAAAAGUCUUGUAAUGUGUGGAAAGUAAAUGUUUUUGUAUGCUGUGUUUGAUAUAUAUUUGAUUUUUUUUGUUUUAAUUGGUCUGACAUGCAAAACAUGAACAUUUGCUCACAGUAAUUACUUAGACUUCAGAUUCAAACUUUUCUUUUAAUUUUGAAAGCUUUAUUCUUGGGAAUUGAGUAACAAUGUACCUACCAUCCAAACAAAUACUGUUUGCAUUUUACUUUAUUAUAUUAUUAACUUAAACAAGUCUACAAGAAUUAGAUUUGGUACUUUGAGUGUGGAAGACAUUUAUUGAGAGUUGUUAUGUGUUUAUGUAGGCUUGGAUUAUAGGCGGUGUAUAUGUUGAAAGUUUUGUGCUAAUCUCUAUGUAAUCUUGUCUUUAUUACAAUGUAAAUAGCUAAAGAAUAUAUAUGUGCAUUAUAUUCAUGCCAAACUCAGAUUUUUUCCUCAAUAAAAGUAAUAAUGAA